Styela clava is the source of this 1779-nucleotide messenger RNA. Its product is annotated as lysosome-associated membrane glycoprotein 1-like. Gene Ontology annotation, biological process: establishment of protein localization to organelle. The record is from RefSeq and is a predicted model, not a curated record. Gene Ontology annotation, cellular component: lysosomal membrane; plasma membrane; late endosome membrane. NCBI's taxonomy places the organism in Eukaryota, Metazoa, Chordata, Ascidiacea, Stolidobranchia, Styelidae.
UUCUUUGCUGCUACAGAAAUUUAUUUAAGUGCUAUUUUAUUCAUAAAACGUUACUGAAAUUUGCUGACGUAUAAAAAAGGACUUCGACAAGGAAAAUACUAUUCAGUACUAAGAGCCAAAGAAAUGAAAUUCCUCAUUGUUCUUAUUGCUCUCUUUUGUGUGGCAGCUGGACUAUCUGAUACUUCAACAAGUACAUCCAGCAAUGGUUUCACUACAACUCAAGAACCAAUUUCAUCCUCAACAUCUGUUAAUAAACAAACUACAACUGCGGAUGAAACCACAGCUGUUGUCACAACUAGUUCAUCUUCUACAACCCACUCUCCCUCGACCACAACCGGUUCAUCUUCUACAACCCCCUCUCCCACAACCAGCCCCAUUCCCAAUAAUUGGGAGAGUACCAAUACCUACAAUUACACAAAAAAUGGUACGGUGUGCUUGUUAGCUAAGUUUGCUGCACAUUUUAAGAAAGACAAUAAAAUCUGGAAUGUGACCAAGGAUGCUGAAAUGACCGAUACCACUGGAUGUGGUAAGCUCUCAGUCAAAUUUGAUGGAAAUAAGUUCGAGUUGGUGUUCAACCAAACUUCAAAAGGGGCUUUCUAUCUUCAGAGAGUAAACGCAGCUCUUGUUAAUGGGACACAAGAAAUCAAUGCGUUCAAAACUGGUCUCGCUUUGGCAAAAGCUUCAAAUGGAUCCUCUUACAUGUGCCUAUCUGGAUUCCCUGUCUCACUUAGCGAGAAUGUUACCAUGUACCUGAAAGAAGUGCAAUUCCAAGCAUAUUAUGUCAAAGGUGCCACAUUUGCCACAGCUUAUGAAUGCACUGGUGAUUUCCCAGACAACAUGUUGGUGCCGAUCAUUGUAGGAUGCGCUUUGGGUGGACUCAUCGUUGUGGUUCUACUUGCCUAUUGUGUACUGCGCUCGCGAGCAAAUCGCAAGUAUGACCCAGUAGAUAACACCAUCUAAGAAACUGUAUAACUGGGAAGGACAUCCUUUUCAACUUUAAAUUGCUCUUCAAAGCACAUUUCAGUAAUCAGCUCAUUCAGUACUUGUGAUAGCCAAAAGCAUGUAGUUAUAUCUUCCAGUCACUGUGUUUGAUGACUAUUGAUUGAAAAUAAUUUUGUUUUAUUGCGUGGGUGCUUGUACGAUUUAUCUCCCACCUGGUGACGUAUAAAAUUAGAUAUCGCAAUGUAAUGUGUUGAUUGUUGAAUACGUGUUUGCAUUCUUGUGGUUUCUCUGGCUUUGUCUUUCAUGCUGAUUUUCUUUGUCACCCAUUUAAAAAGCAUAUGUGAAAAAUGUCGGUCACCCUAAUAAUUUUUUUAUGAUUAUGUCUUAUAUCGUGAACAUUUGGUCUAUUUGUGGCAGAAAUUGAACACGCUAGCUUCGAAAUUUUAAACUAUGAUCGGUGGCAUGGUCCACUGUGUUUUCAUGAAUAUCCGAAAAUUAAAUAACCGCAUUGUACAAAUAUCAAAGGUUGCUCUCUCAUCGGAUUGAUCAUUUACGAAAAAAAUAUGUUAGACGCAUUGUCGCACGAGUUGUUUGUAAUAAUGAUACACAGUCACGGGGUAGUACUGCACAUAUUAAGUAAAUAAGUCUUUGCAUGCGCAAAUACCGUUGGAUACCACCAUUAUAUUUUCCCUUGCGCAAUUUGUAAUGUUUCUAUGAAUUCAGUUCAGUUUAUAUAAUAAUAUCCAUUUAUUGUAUGCUGUGCUUUUGAUUUUCACCGUUUUCAAUUGAAUUUGUGUGUAUUAUGCAUAAAAUUUGGAAAUAAAUUUAAAAGGUAUA